AUGGCGUCAAUUGGUGCUAGUUACUAUGAAGAUACUGCUACUGCCAACGACCUUUUCUUCACGGCAAGAUAUUCACUGAUGAACUAUGCAAUUCGAUACCGAAACUUGUCACUUCCUGCGUCAGGAGAAGGUGGUUUAUUAAACGAGUGGCAAGCCUGGAUUGAAUACGAAAGUAUUGUGCGGACAAAUUACGCCAUCUAUGUAUUUCUGUGCACACUAAGCGUUAAUUUUGAAGUACCUAAUGCUCUCUUGGACUCAGAUAUGAAGGACUGCCACUUGCCGUGCAACGAAGACAUCUGGCUAAGUCCAACACCCCAAACGUGGUUGGCAGUACGCCAGUAUGACUCCAAUCCGCCAAUCCGCUUCUCUGAUGCCAUGAGAGAACUCAAUUCUCCUCAAACCCAGCCAACCGUGGCAUUCACUGCUUUUGGUGGGUAUGUGACGUUUCACGCACUAGUCAAACAGCUAGGAAAUCUUAAUCAGGGGCCGGUAUGGCUUGCAAUUGUCGCGCCAACCCUUUUGAAUUCGCUGGAGCUUGCACUAGAAAAGUGGAGGAUGUCCUUUGAGAAAGAUUUCGAAUACCCUUUCUUUCCGCGGUAUCCCCAAGGAGUGCUCGUCAUUAAUUCAAUUUCACUCUAUCGCCAGGCGCAUGUGCGGCUAUGUGGAGAUUUCGGACCACUUCGCUCGGCCAUGGCAACUCGAGAUGUGCAGGAGAUCGUACGAGGUAUGAAUUCAAUAAAUGUUCCCAUUACGCGAACAAAAACCUGUUUGAAGGCUGCUCGAUGCGCCAUUGAUGCUCUACGAACACCCAUCAGGCUGACUCUACAUAAUUUUAGCACGCCCGAGGAGCAAGAAUCGGUUAAACUGACCCUGGAGACCCGGGGAGAACUGAAUCUGGCUCCGGUUCACGCACAGAAACCGUUUGCGACACAAUUGGUCUAUGCCUGGGCCUUGAUAUUUGAACGUUGCAAUGCUACAAAGGUUCAGGGGAUUCUCGCCGAGGCACUGAAUAUAUACGCUAGCACGUUAUGA
Molecule: messenger RNA, 1032 nt
Organism: Talaromyces rugulosus
Lineage: Eukaryota; Fungi; Ascomycota; Eurotiomycetes; Eurotiales; Trichocomaceae
Exons: 5
Coding region: 1-1032 (343 amino acids)
Biological process (GO): DNA-templated transcription; regulation of transcription by RNA polymerase II
Cellular component (GO): chromatin
Molecular function (GO): DNA-binding transcription factor activity, RNA polymerase II-specific; RNA polymerase II cis-regulatory region sequence-specific DNA binding; zinc ion binding
Source: RefSeq, a predicted model, not a curated record